UCUCAACAUAUCCCAUCGAACGACUUCUGUUCCCCAGUCGUACGACCACAAAGACAUCUCGCUCAUCGCAAGCAUCGUCGACCUCAAUCAUGAUCAUGACUCCCUUCACGACUUUCCUCCUCACUCUCUUGUCUCUUUUUGCUUUUGCGAUCGCGCUCCCCAUUAGCAAUCUCCAAGCAAGAGAUGUCUUCGUUCCACCCAUCUUGUACCCUCAUGCAGGUACUGUCUGGCAGGCCGGUAACCACCACAAUGUCACCUGGGACAUUUCUGGUGCGCCUGUCAAUAUCACUAACAAGGUCGGCAUGGUCAUCUUAGCCACCAAUGGUCUGGAGGAUAUUGAGCACCCUUUGGCAUCUAACUUCAACAUUUUGGAUGGCCGGGUUGAAAUUCAAGUCCCUGAUGUUCCGACGGGUAACAACUACGCUAUCGUCCUCUUCGGUGAUUCGGGCAACUUCAGCCCCAACUUCACCAUUAUCAAUUGAUCCGCCCUUUCAUAUUAUUGAAGCCAGGCGGGUCCCGACCCAGAUUUUACGAACAGAGUGACGUUAAUGUGUGCUAACCUACGGACUUGAUAUUACGGACUUUGGAUUUACUUACUCAUGAUCAAAGGACACUGAUUCGAAUGUACUUUCUGAGGAUAUUCUUUCGAUAUUAACCUACUUUUAUUGGGUGUACAGUAGGAGCAACUUGGACAAUGCAUUACUUUGAUGGCUUUACCAUGCUUCGUCCUUUCAGU
This is a messenger RNA of Serpula lacrymans var. lacrymans S7.9, 736 nucleotides long. RefSeq lists its product as uncharacterized. The record is from RefSeq and is a predicted model, not a curated record. The transcript has 4 exons. The coding region runs from base 90 to 482 and encodes 130 amino acids. Lineage: Eukaryota; Fungi; Basidiomycota; Agaricomycetes; Boletales; Serpulaceae.